This is a messenger RNA of Spea bombifrons (plains spadefoot toad), 1829 nucleotides long. It is a transcript of the gene F2RL2, whose product is annotated as coagulation factor II thrombin receptor like 2. The transcript has a single exon. Gene Ontology annotation, biological process: blood coagulation; thrombin-activated receptor signaling pathway; positive regulation of Rho protein signal transduction. The annotation marks the transcript as partial. Lineage: Eukaryota; Metazoa; Chordata; Amphibia; Anura; Pelobatidae. Gene Ontology annotation, cellular component: membrane. Gene Ontology annotation, molecular function: thrombin-activated receptor activity. The record is from RefSeq and is a predicted model, not a curated record.
ACUGAGCCCAGUACAAACAAUGCACAGAAAUGCUCCCAGAUUACCAACAAAGAACCAGUGAGGGUAAACAAUUCUACUAAAGAGUUCUUGAGAAGCUCCAUUAGCACCAGGCUGAUCCCAGCUGUCUACAUUGCUGUUGUGCUUAUUGGUGUCCCGUCCAAUGCCAUCAUUCUGUGGAUGCUCUUUCAUCGCGUCAGAUCAGUGUGCACGGCAAUAUUCUACACAAACCUGGCCAUUUCGGAUUUACUCUUCUGCAUCAUGCUACCUUUCAAGAUAGCAUAUCACCUCAAUGGCAAUAACUGGAUAUUUGGAGAGGCGAUGUGCCGUCUCACCACGAUGUUCUUCUAUGGCAAUAUGUACUGCUCGAUACUCCUCCUGACAAGCAUAAGCAUUAGCCGCUACAUUGCCAUCGUUCACCCUUUCAUAUAUCGGAGUUUACCAAAACGCACCUGCACCAUUUUUCUGUGCCUGCUUGUGUGGACCAUUGUUCUUGUGUACAUGAUCCCGUUUUUCACUACCAAACAAACCUAUCACUUGGAUUUGGAUAUUGUCACUUGCCACGAUGUAUACGACACCUCAGCAGAUGCAUUCCAGUUCUAUUACUUUAUCUCUCUGGUGGUCUUUGGAUUUCUGAUACCACUCUGUAUUGUGACAUUCUGCUACUUCUCAAUCAUGAGAACCCUGGCUGUUCAUGACCACAAGCGAAUACUGUACGUGAAAAUAACAAUUCUACUCCUGGUUAUUUUUGCACUUUGUUUCACACCAAGUAACAUCAUUCUUCUCAUUCAUCAAAUCAGGUAUCAUUAUAACAAGAAAGAUGACAUGUAUGGUUGCUACUUAAUGGCGCUAUGCCUGAGCAGUUUAAACAGCUGCCUUGACCCGUUUCUCUACUUUCUAAUGUCCAAGAUAACAAACCCCUCCAAUAACUAUGUCACAAUGAUCAAACAGUCUCAUGAAACUCACACCAAGCUGUUGCCUUCCUAGCUGUGAAAGUAAAUCUGACCACGAGUUCUACUCUUUGGUCGUAUAGCGCCACCUGCUGGAUAACUGUGUAUUGUUUGUAAAAUUGGCUGAAAUUAUUAGAAUGAAAGGUUCAUUGUUUUAAUGGAACAAAAUCAUUUUUUUUUAUUUUUAUAAAAGUGGUACAAACCACAAUUCUAACAGUUGCAGUUGCAAUAAAAAUACAUAUGGGGAUGAGCCAAAGCACAACCACUUCAAUGAAAAAAGUUUUAGAAAAUAUUUUAUCAACAAAGUUUUUUUUACAUAAUAAAAUAUGUUAUACUAUACUACUUAAACUAUGUUUAUCCAUAAUGGAAACAUAUUCUUUAUUACUAUAUUUUUUGCUAAAAUUAUUAGUUAUUUAUUACACAUUUCAUUACGGUGAAAGCACACCUCUCAACUAAGAUUCCCUUUCAAAAUGUAUUAGCGGAACUAUAGCAAAAAAAAAAAAAAUUAAGGUAACCAAUAAAUACAAAUUAUACUGCAUACUUACAGAGGACUUAUAAUAUGCAAAUAGUUUGAUCCAAAAAAGGGAAAGAAAUAAAAGUAAAGAGUAAUCAUAGUACUUUCAUAGUCAAAAUGUUUAGGUAAAACUGAAGAUAAAAAAUGUCAAAUAAUACAAAGAUGUAUGUCUGACAUCCGGUAUUAGACAUGUAAAUAGGAUGAGCAGGCUGUCUAAUUUUGUAAAUUUUUGAGUGUCAGAGGGACUUGCCCCCAGAACAUGUUGAUUUAUAUCAUACACUGUCUAUUCUAGCCACAUGUAUAUUGUUUAGAAACAUGAAUAUUGUUUUGUCACUAAGAAUAAAAAUAAAACUGAUAUUAAGUAGUUA